Molecule: messenger RNA, 576 nt
Organism: Diaporthe amygdali
Lineage: Eukaryota; Fungi; Ascomycota; Sordariomycetes; Diaporthales; Diaporthaceae
Exons: 2
Coding region: 1-576 (191 amino acids)
Cellular component (GO): mitochondrial inner membrane peptidase complex; membrane
Molecular function (GO): serine-type endopeptidase activity
Source: RefSeq, a predicted model, not a curated record
AUGUCCUCCUUCCUCCGCUUCUUCCGCCAGGGCCAUGGCCGUCUCAUAAGCCGCUUCACAACUCCCGCAGUCCGCUUCUUUCUCGGCCGGUACUACGGCCGCCCCGUGUCCCUCUUCGCCGACGCCGGCAAAGUCUUGGCCGCCGCACACCUCUUCUAUGCCUACGGCUAUGACUGGGGCACGGUGUCCGGUCCCUCCAUGCUGCCGGGCUGGUCUGUCUGGGGCGAAGGCGCCAUCAUAUCGCACCGGUACCGCCGCGGCAGGGACAUUGAGGUCGGCGACCUGGUCCGUUUCAAGAUCCCUGUCGACGACGGCUUUGCCAUCAAGAGAGUCCUCGGGCUCGCGGGCGAUUACGUUAUGAUGGGAACGCCCGAGACUGGACAGGACACCAUGAUACAGAUCCCUCCUGGGCAUGUCUGGCUGAUUGGAGAUAAUCUGCCCGCGUCUCGAGACUCCAGGUUAUACGGGCCAGUACCCAUGGCUUUGAUCGAUGGGAAGGUGAUUGCCCGGACCGGCUCAUGGCCUUGGCAGAUUCACCCCAUUCAGAACCCCUUUGAUGUUGGGCACGACCCAUGA